Messenger RNA from Alosa sapidissima (American shad), 3619 nucleotides. RefSeq names its product ATP-dependent 6-phosphofructokinase, platelet type-like. The transcript has 24 exons. The record is from RefSeq and is a predicted model, not a curated record. The coding region runs from base 123 to 2633 and encodes 836 amino acids. NCBI's taxonomy places the organism in Eukaryota, Metazoa, Chordata, Actinopteri, Clupeiformes, Clupeidae. Gene Ontology annotation, biological process: fructose 6-phosphate metabolic process; canonical glycolysis; fructose 1,6-bisphosphate metabolic process. Gene Ontology annotation, molecular function: identical protein binding; AMP binding; 6-phosphofructokinase activity. Gene Ontology annotation, cellular component: 6-phosphofructokinase complex; cytoplasm; membrane.
CGCAGUCCAGGACAAGGGGGAGGUGAUUACUGUACGGCAGGAUUCAGCGCGCGGACGGGCGGAGCGGGAAAAGCGUAUAUUUACGGACAGCUGACUGAAGUAGACUGUAAGCUAGUCAAAACAUGUCGAACACCAGGAAACUGUUCGAGAACCUCUCGGGGGCCGGGAAGUCCAUCGCUGUGCUGACCAGCGGAGGAGAUGCGCAAGGCAUGAACGGCGCAGUAAGAGCUGUAGUCCGGAUGGGAAUCUAUGUGGGAGCCAAAGUCUACUUCAUCCAUGAGGGAUACCAGGGAAUGGUGGACGGAGGAGACAACAUCAAAGAGGCAAACUGGGAGAGUGUGUCCAGCAUGCUUCAAGUGGGUGGUACGGUGAUUGGCAGUGCCCGCUGCUCAGACUUCCGUGCGCGCGAGGGCCGAGUGCGGGCGGCGUUCCACCUGGUGUCGCGCGGCAUCACCAACCUGUGCGUGAUCGGCGGAGACGGCAGCCUGACGGGAGCCAACCUCUUCAGGGAGGAGUGGAGCAGCCUGCUGCAGGAGCUCGUCCAAUCAGGUCGUAUUGACCAGCACUCUGCGGACUCUAACUCAGUGCUGCACAUCGUGGGGAUGGUCGGCUCCAUCGAUAACGACUUCUGCGGUACGGACAUGACCAUUGGCACAGACUCCGCCCUGCACCGCAUCAUGGAGGUAGUGGACGCCAUCAUGACCACCGCCCAGAGUCACCAGAGAACCUUUGUGCUGGAAGUGAUGGGAAGACACUGUGGGUAUCUGGCGCUGGUCAGUGCUCUAGCAUGUGGGGCUGAUUGGGUCUUCAUUCCUGAGAUGCCCCCUAAAGACGGCUGGGAGGAACAGAUGUGUCAGAGACUAUCAGAGAACCGCUUGCGAGGGUCCCGCCUGAAUAUAGUGAUAGUGGCGGAGGGGGCGAUAGACCGUCGUGGAGAACACGUCUCCUCCCAGCGUGUUAAGGACAAUCGUGCUGAUAAGAAAAGGCUAAAUAUCAUCAUAGUAGCUGAAGGUGCGAUUGACUCCUCCAACAAGCCCAUCUCUGCUGAGUAUGUCAAAGACCUGGUGGUUAACCGUCUGGGUUAUGACACACGGGUCACCAUAUUGGGUCACGUCCAGAGAGGAGGAACCCCCUCAGCCUUCGACAGGAUACUGGCUAGCCGUAUGGGGGUGGAGGCGGUACUGGCACUGUUAGAGGCGUCUCCUGGGACGCCGGCGUGCGUCGUGUCUUUGUGUGGAAAUCAGGCCGUCAGGCUGCCCCUCAUGGAGUGCGUUCAGAUGACACAGGAUGUGCAGAAGGCCAUGGAUGAGAAGAGAUUUGAUGAUGCUGUACGACUGAGGGGCAGGAGCUUUGAGAAUAACUUAAACACCUACAAACUGCUGUCUCACCGCAAGACUGACACUGAGGUCCCGCAUGCCGAGGAGAAUGGUGGACAGAUUGAGGAGGAGAGUCAGGAGGAAGGCCGUCAUGAUGGUCCGUUCACAGUGGCGGUACUGAAUGUGGGUGCCCCAGCAGCGGGCAUGAACGCAGCAGUGCGCUCGGCUGUUAGAGUGGGCAUCACAGAGGGGCACCGCAUGAUGGCCGUCCAGGACGGCUUUGAAGGCUUCGCCAAGGGACAGAUCAAGGAGAUUAAGUGGGGUGAUGUUGGAGGCUGGACCGGCCAAGGAGGAUCACUGCUGGGGACAAAGAGGACCCUGCCUGCAAAGCACAUUGAUAAGAUAGCCGAACAGAUGAGGAUUCACCGCAUCAACGCCCUGCUGGUGAUUGGUGGAUUUGAGGCCUAUCUGGGACUGCAGGAGCUGCUAGCAGCACGGGAUUCAUAUGAUCCGUUUUGCGUUCCCAUGGUGAUGGUGCCGUCUACUGUCUCCAACAACAUCCCCGGCUCCGAUCUCUGCAUCGGUGCUGACACAGCCCUCAAUGCCAUUACAGGCACGUGCGACCGCAUCAAGCAGUCUGCGAGCGGGACCAAGCGGCGCGUGUUCAUCAUCGAGACGAUGGGCGGUUACUGUGGUUACCUGGCCAGCGUUGGGGGGCUCGCCGCCGGGGCCGACGCAGCGUACAUCUACGAGGAGCCCUUCGACAUCCGCGACCUGCAGAUCAACGUGGAGCAUCUGAGGGAGAAGAUGAAGACCAGCAUCCAGAGAGGACUAGUCCUCAGAAAUGAGAGCUGCAAUGAGAACUACACCACCGAUUUCAUCUACCAGCUUUACUCAGAGGAGGGAAAAGGAGUGUUUGACUGCAGGAAGAAUGUCUUGGGACACAUGCAACAGGGUGGUGCUCCCUCUCCAUUUGACCGGAACUUUGGGACCAAGAUCGCUGCCAAAGCCAUGCAGUGGAUCUCCCGCCGCCUCAAAGACUUCUACCAGGAGGGCCGGGUGUUUGCCAACACUGAAGACUCCGCCUGCUUGCUGGGUAUGAGGCGCAGGGCUCUAGUGUUCCAACCAGUGACCCAGCUCAAGGAAGAGACCGACUUUGUCCACCGUAUUCCCAAGGAGCAGUGGUGGUUGAAGCUCCGCCCCCUGAUGAAAAUCCUGGCCAAAUACAGGACGAGUUACGACAUCUCCGACUCUGGGCAGCUUGAGCAUGUGACCCGUCCACGCGCACGAGACAUCGAGAUCGCCAUCACCAUCUGAGCAUGGGGUGUGGGGGGGGGGGGUGAAAAGAGAGAGGGAGGGAUGAGAGGAGGAAAAGAGGGAUGAGAAGAGAGGGAUGAGAGGGCUGGGUGGUGAUGAAGAGGGCGGGAUAAUGGGAGAGUAAAUUAGAAAGGUCGUAUCUACUGUUGCUGUCGACUGUUACCAGCAUCUUCCUGCUCCUUCACUUAUACUGGGCUACCCACAAUGCAGUGCUAUCCAUACAAUCCAGUAAGGCUCUUUGUGGCUUCUUCAACUGUCGUCUUGCCAUUCAGACUCCAACUUCAGACAGGGUUCCCACGGGUCAUGGAACUUCUGGAAAGCUAUUACAGACAUGGAAAGUCAGGGAAUUUGAUUAUUUUGGGGGUAAAGUUAUGGAAUAUUAAGGAAUUUUGUUGAAGCAGUUUAACAUUUACUUGCCAAAAUACAUUAAUACACAAUUUCCACACAGAACUGGUGUAUAUCUGGUUAUUAGCUUCACUGCCUCCUUGAGUAGGCCAACAUUGUUUUGUUUAUUCAAUGCCCAAUUCAUUAUCUCCCUCUCUAACAAAGUAAAAGAUUCUUGAACGCUACGCGGCUGCUCUGAAGUCCUUGGUCAGCAUAUUGUACCAUUCAUUAUAUAGUAAGUCUUGGAUAUUCAGGGGUUUUUUUGGCAGGGAAAAGUCAUGGAAUUUUGCAUUUGACUCAGAGUGGGAACCCUGCUCAGAGCUCCGAGCCACUCAGACACUCUUCCCUGUGUGUGCUUUAGCAGGAGCAGGAAGCAGAGCAGACCGCAGAGGAGUCGUGUAGAGUUGUCUGUCGUUGUGUAUUGGUGCUAUUGUGCAGAGUUCCGUUGUGUCCUGGCAUCGAUCGCUUCCACCUGUAGGAGAAACAUCCUGACCAGCUCAGCUGUGUGUGUGUGUGUGUAUCAGUGUGUGUUUGAGAAGUGUACUAUGUAUACAUUUGGAAACCUACUUUUAAAGAUCACAAUAAAUUAAUCUAUUACACCA